UGAGACCACCAGGAGUGAUUCCUGAGCACCACUAGGUAUGUCUCAAAAACAAAAUAAUUCAGUGACAUCUCUGGUCUAUGGCAAAAAUGGAAAGAUUUGGCUUCUAGGCUGGUUUUACUGGGAGUUUCAGGGUGAAACUGGCAUCUGUGAUUUCUUUCUCUCUAGCUCUUUCUGUGGACCUUGCCCUUCUCCCAGACACAAGCCCAAAGGAAGAGAGUGAUCUUAAAUCCUUAAAGCCAUGUCUGUGGACUUGGUGACAUUCAGGGAUGUGGCUGUAGAUUUCUCCCAGGAGGAAUGGGAGUGGCUGACUCCUGUUCAGAGACAGCUAUACAAGAAGGUAAUGCUGGAGAACUACAGGAGCUUGGUAUCGCUGGGAGUUUCCAUUUCUAAACCAGAUGUGAUCUCAUUAUUGGAGCAAGGAAAAGAGCCUUGGAUGGUGAAGGAGAAUGCAAGAGGUACAUAUACUGAUUGGGAAUAUUCAUUUACAAACAGUGAAUUUUCAUCAAGUCAAGUCAUUUAUAAAGAAUUACCCAAAGUAAUGAGAAUGGGAAGAAGCCAUCUCAUUUAUACCUCUGACUGCUCCAGUUUCAGAGAAGACUAUAAAAAUGAGAAGAGGUGUGAGAACCAUCUGGAAAAUCAGAAGGUAUAUUCUAGUCAGUUGAUCAUUACUCAUAAAAAAAUUCUUGCUGAAGAUCAAGAUAAUGAAUAUACUAAAUCGUGGCAAACUUUUCAUCAGGAUGCAAUACUUGAUAUAAAGCAGUGUUUUCCCACCAAAGAAAGAAUUAAGUGUAAGCCACAAAAGAGAAGUUACCAGAAAAAAAAAGUUAAAAUGAAACAUAAAGUUUAUAUAGAAAAGAAACUUUUAAAAUGUAAUGAAUGUGAGAAAGUCUUCAACCAGAGUUCAUCUCUUACUCUUCAUCAGCGAAUUCAUACUGGAGAGAAACCCUACACAUGUGUUGAAUGUGGCAAAACCUUCAGCCAGAGUGCAAACCUAGCACAACAUAAAAGAAUACAUACUGGAGAGAAACCUUAUGAAUGUAAGGAAUGUAGGAAAGCCUUCAGUCAGAAUGCACACCUGGCUCAACACCAGAGAGUUCAUACUGGAGAAAAACCUUAUCAGUGUAAAGAAUGUAAAAAAGCCUUUAGCCAGAUUGCACACCUGACUCAGCACCAGAGAGUUCAUACUGGAGAGAGGCCUUUUGAAUGUAUUGAAUGUGGGAAGGCCUUUAGUAAUGGCUCAUUUCUUGCUCAGCAUCAAAGAAUUCAUACAGGAGAGAAGCCUUAUAUAUGCAAUGUGUGUAGAAAAGCCUUUAGCCAUCGUGGAUACCUAAUUGUACAUCAAAGAAUUCAUACUGGAGAAAGACCUUACAAAUGUAAGGAAUGUAGAAAAGCCUUCAGUCAAUAUGCACACCUGGCUCAGCAUCAGAGAGUUCAUACUGGAGAGAAACCCUAUGAAUGUAAAAUCUGCAGAAAAUCCUUCAGCCAGAUUGCAUACCUUGAUCAACAUCAAAGGGUCCAUACUGGGGAGAAACCAUAUGAAUGUACUGAAUGUGGGAAGGCCUUUAGCAACAGUUCGUCAUUGGCACAACAUCAAAGAAGUCAUACUGGAGAAAAACCUUAUAUGUGUAAGGAAUGUAGAAAAACAUUCAGCCAAAAUGCAGGCCUGACCCAGCACCAAAGGAUUCAUACUGGAGAGAAACCUUAUGAAUGUAAUAUUUGUGGCAAAGCCUUUAGCUAUAGUGGAUCUCUUACUCUACAUCAAAGAAUUCAUACUGGAGAGAGACCCUAUGAGUGUAAGAAUUGCAGAAAAUCUUUCAGACAGCGUGCGCACCUUGCUCAUCAUGAAAGAAUCCAUACAAUGGAAUCAUUUUUGACCCUGUCUUCUCCCUCACACUCAUACCCAAUCCACUGCCGAGACCUAUAGGUUUUGCCUCCUAAAUAUGCCCAGAUUCUGAAUAUUCCAUUUUCAUACCAUCAUUUUUGUCCAAUAUAAAAUAAUCUAUUUGACCUGAGUUAUGGAAAUAGCUUUCUAGCUGGUCUUACUGUAUUUGCCAUUUUCUGCCAUUUUUCCAUAUUGCAGCCAAACAUGAAUGUAACUGUUUGAUCAUAUGCUGGAGAGAUGGCCAAGAUUAA
Molecule: messenger RNA, 2133 nt
Organism: Sorex fumeus (smoky shrew)
Lineage: Eukaryota; Metazoa; Chordata; Mammalia; Eulipotyphla; Soricidae
Product: zinc finger protein 583-like
Exons: 4
Coding region: 239-1924 (561 amino acids)
Biological process (GO): central nervous system development; regulation of transcription by RNA polymerase II
Cellular component (GO): nucleus
Molecular function (GO): RNA polymerase II cis-regulatory region sequence-specific DNA binding; DNA-binding transcription factor activity, RNA polymerase II-specific
Source: RefSeq, a predicted model, not a curated record